AUGAAUAUGUUGAAAUUAGAAUCAUCAAAUGGUCCUCAAAUUAAAGAAUUGCCAGACAUGAUAGAAUCAGACAAUGAUAAUGAGUUUGAGGAUGAAUUGAGAAGCAAAAACGAGAAGGGUUUCCUCACACAAGAAGUUAAAGUUGAGAUGGACAUUGAUGAAAAUCAUUGGAAUACAAUCAAAAUUGAAACUAAUUCUGAACCAUGCCAGACUUCUCCAUGUAAAAGAGAACCUUUGGGUGGAUAUCCAGAUCAAGAGUUUGAAGAACUUGAAGAUCCAGGAAUGAUUGAUGGUAAUGUUCUGAAAACGGAGACACUUCCAAAUGAUGAAGAUUUCACUGAGGGUAUAAGUGAUCUGCUUGAAAAUGACAAAACUACAAAAGACAUUUCAGACAUAGAAGAGAGUGAACAGCAUGUUUCACAAAAUAAGGUUGAAUCUUCUGGUAGAAUGUUGAGAAGCCAAACAUCCACAAGAAGAAGAAAGGAUAUGAAUGACAGUUCAAGCAGUAAAGGAAAGAAGCUGAAGGAAAAAGUAGAAUUAAAAGAAAAACCAGCAGAGGAUCCUCCACUAUGUAAAGUUCACUAUGUUGAUAGACAUACAUCAAAGUGUAAAGUAUGUGGAAAUAUCAUCUUGAACAAGGCUCAUUUGGCUAAAGAGGAUUAUAAUCUGAAAGAAAAAGCAUUUGUCUGUGAAAUAUGUGGGGAAUAUGUACUGGAGUCACUUUUGAGCAAACACCAAAAGCUACAUCCCAUUACUCAUUUCGAUUGUGCAUUUUGUGAAGAAACAUUCACUUUCAAAUCUGAACUGAUGAAACAUUAUGACAAGCACAUUAAAAAGAAACCAGAAUUGUCAUUCCAAUGUGAAUAUUGUGGAAAGAAAUUCCCACAGGAGUAUAAACUUAAAAGACAUACUGUGAGAAAACACUCAUCCCUAUCAUCAAUGAAGACAUGUUGA
This is a messenger RNA of Phaedon cochleariae (mustard beetle), 954 nucleotides long. The record is from the annotation of a GenBank genome assembly. NCBI's taxonomy places the organism in Eukaryota, Metazoa, Arthropoda, Insecta, Coleoptera, Chrysomelidae.